Neoarthrinium moseri is the source of this 1053-nucleotide messenger RNA. RefSeq lists its product as uncharacterized. Gene Ontology annotation, molecular function: molecular adaptor activity; GTPase activity; GTP binding. Bases 1 to 1053 code for a protein of 350 amino acids. The transcript is spliced from 4 exons. Gene Ontology annotation, biological process: cytoskeleton-dependent cytokinesis. Lineage: Eukaryota; Fungi; Ascomycota; Sordariomycetes; Amphisphaeriales; Apiosporaceae. The record is from RefSeq and is a predicted model, not a curated record. Gene Ontology annotation, cellular component: cytosol; microtubule cytoskeleton; septin complex.
AUGGUCGCUGGUGAAUCCGGAUUGGGCAAGACCACCUUCAUCAACACCCUCUUCUCCACCACCAUCAAGAACUACGCCGACCACAAGCGACGCCACCAGAAGCAGAUCGACAAGACCGUCGAGAUCGAGAUCACAAAGGCCGAGCUGGAGGAGAAGUUCUUCAAGGUCCGUUUGACCGUCAUUGACACACCCGGAUUCGGCGACUACGUCAACAACCGAGACUCAUGGAUGCCCAUCAUCGAGUUCCUCGACGACCAGCACGAGUCGUACAUGCUCCAGGAGCAGCAGCCCCGUCGGCUGGACAAGAUCGACCUCCGUGUCCACGCUUGCUUGUACUUCAUCAGACCCACUGGCCACACCCUUAAGCCUCUGGACAUUGAGGUCAUGAAGAGGCUCUGCUCCAGAGUCAACCUCAUCCCCGUCAUCGCCAAGGCCGACACUCUUAGCCCGGCUGAUCUGGCCAAGUUCAAGGCCAAGAUCCGAGCUGUCAUUGAGGCCCAGAACAUCAAGAUCUACCAGCCACCUGUUGAGGAGGACGAUGAGGCCGCCGCCCAGCACGCCAGGAGCCUGAUGACCGCCAUGCCGUUUGCUGUCAUCGGCUCGGAGAGAGACGUCAAGACCAGCGACGGCCGUAUCGUCAAGGGUCGUCAAUACUCGUGGGGUGUGGCCGAGGUCGAGAACGAGGACCACUGCGACUUCAAGAAGCUCCGCUCCAUCCUGAUCCGUACCCACAUGCUGGACCUUAUCCACACCACGGAGGAGCUGCACUACGAGGCGUACCGCGCCCAGCAGAUGGAGACCCGCAAGUUCGGCGAGGCCCGUCCCCGCAAGCUCGACAACCCCAAGUACAAGGAGGAGGAAGAGGCCCUGCGCAAGCGCUUCACCGAGCAGGUCAAGGUCGAGGAGCAGCGUUUCCGCCAAUGGGAGCAGAAGCUCAUUGCCGAGAGAGACCGUCUCAACAAGGAUCUCGAACAGACCCACGCCCAGAUCAAGCAGCUCGAGGGCGAGCUCGAGCAAAUGCAGGGCAGCGUUGCCCGCAGCGGCCGUCGUUAA